AUGUUUUUGGUAAAGCCUCCUGUGAACUUAUUUGAGAAUAGUCAUGACAUAUAGAGACUUCCUUUAUAACACAAGGGUCCAAUGUACAAAACGGACUCAUUCUGCAGUAACACGCUAGUAUGCUUGGUGGAGAUGGCUUAACCUUGAACGAGGUGGUGAAAAUUUAUUUCAUAUAUUUCUUUGUUAUGCCUCUCCUCUGCGGGAUUUUUCUUCUAUUUCUAGAAAGAUAUGCAAGCUUUGCCGCUUUCCUAUUCUUGUUUAAGCAUAGUUGUUGUCAGAUCUUAUGAUUGGCAUUACUCACCGAACAAUAAGCUAAUGAGAUUGUACUAUUUUUUCUCUCACUUUCUAACGAAUUACCCAUCUUUUUUACGGUGUUUUUAGGAAAGGUUUUCACCAGUUGUAUUUUUAAAUGUUUUUUUUUAUAAGAUUUACAUCAAGAACUUCGUUAUAAUUUGAAAUUGGUUCAGCAUGCUGAUGGUGGUGAAUAUUGAUGUAUAUGGUUGAAGUUCCAUUGCUCCCUAGUUGUCCAAUAUGUAUGAGGUUUCUUGUCUUACACAAACUAUAUGCAUGUAUAACGUGAAUUCUAUAUUCUUCUUUUUCAUUAAAAUAUAUUUCAUUUCUUUGAAAUGUUUCCAGUUAAGUGGGUGUUGUCUUGCGUCGUUGUGCUUAGGUAGCUAAUAGUCGACACUACUUUGACGUCUUCAUCAUCAUUUGAAGGUUUUGAUUUGGUUAAUGGUUGAUGACACCUUAACUAACACAUACCAUCAUGUGAAAAUUCAAGAGAGACAUUGUAUUCACUGCCUUACUAGAACAGGAGGUAGCCAUAUUGUAUCAAAAAAUAUUUAAAAAAUGGCGGAGUUGCCAACAUUGUUCAGGCUAAAGAUAGUUGGGUCUUGUGAAACUUCUGCAAAAUGAUAUAAUGAAAUGAUUUGGAUUUCUUGGUCAACCACUAUUGCUCUAUUAAAACAUUGGAUAUAUGAGAACUUGAGAUGUUAAACACUGACUAUGGAGCUCAUCUGUACUGCAGAGUACAGAACUAUUUCUGGUGUUGCUGGACCACUUGUCAUCCUUGAAAAAGUGAAGGUAUAUCUACUUUCCUUCUUUCCUGUUUUCAUUCCUUGUUGUUAUUCCUUUGCGUGAUUGACUUCUGAUUUCGCUACUGGACAAAUUUAGGGUCCUAAAUAUCAGGAAAUCGUCAACAUACGGCUUGGAGAUGGCACAACCCGUCGUGGCCAAGUCUUAGAGGUUGAUGGAGAAAAGGCUGUCGUGCAGGUUACUUUUACCUUUUUUUCUUUGGUGCUGUGAUUUCCGCACUUCACUGAAAUGAAAAGGCAGUGCACAAUGCAAUCGCAACACAACCCCUCCCCACCUCCUUCACCCAUCUGCUGGUGGUUAGGCCUGAGGGUCAUAUCACGACAAUGAGAAAGAGAUACACAGAACACAAUAUUUUCCAUUCUAUUACAUGAUGAUGUCUGUUUCGAAAAAUAAUUUGGAGUUAUUCAUGAUCAUACCCGAGAGGAUCAGUCCGAUCCUUUUAACGAUUUUUUAGAAUCAUGAGGUUUCCAAGGUUGGAUGUUGUUCCACAAUCAAUCAUGUACUUAACAGCAACUUUGAUGGUCUUGACUACCUCAAAAAAAUACUUGGAAUAGUCUCUUGUUCCCGUUCAUCAAUUUUCCCAAACCGUGAUGAAUAGAAAUUCUACUGUUGCAUUCCUGUGAAUUGUUGUAUUUUAUUAGAACUCUGAACUUUGGACAUACGAAUCUAAUAACGUGUUUAUAGUUCAAGCUGGAAAAUGGCAUGAAGGCUUGUGGCUGAUUUUUUAUUGUUUCUAUUAGGUUUUUGAAGGUACAUCCGGUAUUGAUAACAAGUAUACGACUGUACAGUUCACUGGAGAGGUAUUACUCGUGCUUUCGUAUCCCAUUUUGUUUCGAUGAAAUGCUAUGCCGUUUGCCCAAGAUUUUGCUUUUGGACAAGUUUCUCGGUCAGCAUUUGUUAUAAUUUUCUGCAAAUUUAAUAUGCUUGGCAUACUUUGCUGUCUGGGUUACAUGACUAGUGAUAAUAUCUUAUACCUCUUUGUCACCAUGACAUGAGCUACUGGAAGAAUCAUAUUCCAUCUUUCUUUUUCUGUUCACAGGCACAAUAAAUGAGCAACGACCACUAGAUCAGCUCUUUAAUUCUUAUGACCUUAGGCCUAAAAAAAACUGCAUAUGGAUUUAAUAUGCUUCUUGAACUUUUGACUCUAUCAUAUGCAUCCAUCUUUGUGUGCACUUUUCCACAAGAAAUUCUGAACUUUGUACAAUUGUAGUUUAUCCGCACUUAAAAAUUUGUCAAUAUUUAAGUCUUUUACUAUCUACUAUCCUUGACAAUUUCUCUAGAUGUUUCUGCAGUGAAACUUCCUGUUCGCUGAAUCGACUGAUUUAUGACUUAAUUGACCUAAAAUUGACUAUUUGUGGAAAUGCAGAAGAUGCAGAAGAUGCAGAGAGAUCUGGUGAAUGUGGAAACUGAUUGUAGAGAUGCAGUAGUUGAACCCUUUUGAUGUCUUUGUGCUAACUUAAAGGAUGAAGAAAAUAGUCCUCUUUUUUAGGCAGUUGGUGUCCACAACCACAUUACUGGUUAUUUGGACCCAGGAACCGGCAUCCAAAAAAUAUUCAUUGGGGGAUAUAUGUCCACAAGGGUACGACUGUGUUUAUUUCGCUAGUUACAAUUAUAUCCCUAUUAAGAAUAUGAUAGGGGCGCUUGGAUCUAGUUAUAAGCUCUGACAUUACAACAAUAGAUCUGUUAAAUGUGCUGGGGUGGUAAGACAGUAAAUAUAUGUAUAGGCUAAACCCUAGAAGUUUAGGCACUGUAUAUUUAUGGUCUCCGCACAUACCCUUCCAAUGGACUGAACGAUGCAAAAUCACCUCAUUUCAACCUUCUUCUUCCUCCAAAAUUUUAAUGAACAAAUUCUUUUUGAGAAGGGCAGCUUUUACGUUGUGAAUCCUUCUUGGGCAAAGGCCGUUCUUUGUUAGGGUACUAUGCGUCACUAAAUUGAAGCCAAUUUCUCUCUGUUGGCAUGCCUGAUCUUUGCAGGUUUUGAAAACUCCUGUCUCAGUUGAUAUGCUUGGAAGAAUAUUCAAUGGAUCUGGCAAACCUAUCGAUAAUGGCCCCCCUAUAUUGCCGGAGGCAUACCUGGAUAUAUCUGGUGAGUUUUUCAUGGUCACGAUGAGUUUGGCCUUUUUUCUGUGUUGUCUAUUAUAAAAUGAAUGGGGAGGUAUUUUCUUCAAUUUAUAUAAUUACGGAUCUUCCGUAUCUACUUAGGGCAAUACAUGUGGCACAUAUUUCCAAUAUACAAUAUAUAUGCAGAUGAGUACAUUUACGUUUGAAGUUUUCCUAAAAAUUCUAAUACUUCUAUUACCAGGGAGUUCUAUCAACCCCAGUGAGAGAACUUAUCCUGAAGAGAUGAUUCAGACAGGGAUAUCUACUAUCGAUGUGAUGAAUUCUAUAGCCCGUGGACAAAAAAUUCCUCUCUUCUCUGCUGCUGGGCUUCCUCAUAAUGAAAUAGCAGCUCAGAUUUGUCGCCAGGCUGGUCUUGUUAAACGGUUGGAGAAGUCUGAUAAUCUUUUGGAGGUUAGACAAAUCUAUUCCAAUGCUUCUGUAUAGUGAAUAAUAUGAGAUUCUAUACUAAUAGUUUUUUCUGGUAAUCCAACCCUUUUCUACGUUAAUCUCCAAUUUGUUAUUCAAUAGCUUUUGGAAACUAAUGUACAUGAUAAAUUUUAAAACUUAUUUUUUAUGAAUUUUCAACAAAUUUGCUGAAAUGAGAAAACUCUUUUUCUUUGCUUAUCUUUACUUCAGUCUAAUAACUGAAAGUUCCUUUGUACAUACAACACUUGUUAAAGGGUCAUCAGAUUAUUAUGCAUCAAUGACAUGCCAUCGGAAUUACUUAUUAGCAGUUCUAAAAGAUUAUGAGUACCCACUUUGGAUGUUCACAGUCCAUGUUGACAUCCACAGAGUUACUUGUACUGUACUUGUACCAAAUAAAUUUCAAGGUUUGUUGGACUCGAAAUAGGUAUGCGUUGGUGCUUCUGAAACCGAUGUAUAUUGGUCUACAGAGACAUCUUUGUCCAAAGUAGAUGAUAGUCUAGGGAUCCUUUGUGAAGAAUAUUUUGGGCUGUGCUAUGUGUAACAAUACUUGAUUGGACAUGUUGUAAAUGUUGUGCUUUCAUGCCAUCCUUGCCAUCUAUCAACUUAUUUUUGUAUAUGUACGUUUUGAUGAUUAGAAAAGAAAUCUUCCAGUAGAUUAAUAAACUUUAUGUCCUUGUGAUGGUUUCAUGGAAUUCAUGAAUUUUUAACUCCAACAACCAGGUUAUGAAGCCAUAAACUAAUUACUGUGAAGUGUGAUGGUACUCUAGCUUUGUCCUAGGUUGUCUAUCGAAAUACUAUUGGGUCCUGGCUUAAUCAAUCAUGUUAACAUCGUUUUUGAGUAUUUUAGCAAAUCUUGGUAUACUGCUGUAGUUUUGAUCAUCCGCGUGUGCCUCAUCUUUGAUCAAGUUGACCAAUCUCCAUUUGCUUUCUUUGGUGAUUCAAAGACAAUUUUCUUCCUAAACUACUUUUUGAAGUGGAAGAUGCUUGUUCAAUUCAAAAGCUCCUGGAAAAAUCAGUAUGUUUCUUUUGAUUUAAAAUUAUAAAUAGUAUUACAUGCUUGUGUAGGAUGGAGAAGAGGACAACUUUGCCAUUGUGUUCGCUGCUAUGGGAGUAAACAUGGAAACAGCACAGUUUUUCAAGCGUGAUUUUGAGGAAAAUGGUUCCAUGGAGAGAGUGACACUUUUUCUAAACCUGGUACUGUCUAUCAUAUCUUGUCUCGAUCAGUAUUUCUACGUAUGUUGCCUUUGCAUGUGACGCGAUUUUAUAAUCUUAUCAUUGAUGUCUUAUGUUCUGUGUUUGUUAGUUGCUUAAUUUGGAUUGAAAGUGAUUUUUUCGGCAGGCAAAUGAUCCUACAAUUGAGCGCAUUAUCACGCCACGCAUUGCCCUCACAACAGCAGAAUAUUUAGCAUAUGAAUGUGGAAAGCAUGUCCUCGUCAUUCUAACUGACAUGAGUUCCUAUGCUGAUGCACUUCGUGAGGUAAAGAAUUUAUUAUCUUCAAUGCAGUAGCUUUUAAAACCUUGAAUUGCUUCCGUCAAUCAUCUAGGAAGCUAUGCAUUUGCCAUAGUCGUGGAAAUGGUAUUAGUAAGAAAGAUAUGCUUAGAGCUGCCCCAGUGGGAUAUUUUCAAUCCUUUGAAUAAUAGUCAGCAGUCCACCUGUUCAUAAUGCAGUUUAAAAUUAAGUGACCUGCUUCCCCCGAUCUUAAUAAUACGAUUAUUUAUGAAAGUGAUUUUAUACCGUUGGCCGACCAAGAAUGAUUAUAUCAUUUACCAAUUGAUCCCUGUUGGACAUUGAAACUGUACAAAACAAUGACAAUAUGAGACUAGGAGCAGCUAUAGUCGUCAUUUAAAGUCUCUCUUUCUCUUCAUACUACUCUCUUAGGAGGUUGAACUUCCCCCAUAAUCUCUAUUUCCGUCUCUAAAACAAAAAACUUCCCCUCUUUGCUGCCUCUGGCAUUCCUCUCUGCUUGUUUCACUCAAUACUCUGUCUUUCUUCUAUUUUCUGCAUUUACUGUUCCUCUCUGUCUAGGAUCCUGGCUGUCCUCCAUGUAGGGCAUCUUUUGCGUCUUCAUAUCAGGUAGCAUCUUAAAACUUCGUCAUGGCCUUGUGCCAUACAUCAUCUAAAUGACUCAGAUCACUGGUAAAGGGCUUUUUGGGGAUUGGCCAUUCAUUAUACAGGUUCUAAAUAUUCUAUAUUAUUAUGUUCUUCAAACUACCCUAAGGGCCCAGAGAAGAGGAGUGUCAGGGCAUCCAGCCAAUUGAACAUAUUACUGAUUUCUUUUACUGAAUUGGGAGGAGAUUAUUUUAACAUAUUCGUCUACUUCAUGGUAUUAUUGAUUUUUAUUUUGCUGAAUCAAGGAAAGAUACUUCAAUAUAUUUGUUUUCAUGAUGGAAAUUCUAUGGACAGGUAUCCGCAGCUCGAGAAGAGGUACCAGGUAGGCGUGGUUAUCCAGGGUACAUGUACACUGACUUGGCGACUAUCUAUGAGCGUGCUGGACGUAUAGAAGGAAGGAAGGGCUCCAUCACCCAGAUCCCGAUCUUGACUAUGCCUAAUGAUGGUAAUGCACCUCAAAUGAAACUAUCAUAUUCCAUCACCAUGAUAUAACUUCAUUCUCUGACCUGCUCCAAACUUGAGUUCAGAUCUACUUAUGCCAUUAGUUUUUCCAUUUCCCUACUGGUCAUAUUUCUUGAGAUUUAUUACCUGAUCAUUUCCAAUGUCGGGUUUUAUGAGAUUGCAAUUGAGUCCUUUUUUUCUAUUAAUGUUACAGAUAUCACACACCCUACCCCAGAUCUUACAGGGUACAUUACCGAGGGUCAAAUAUACAUUGACAGGCAGCUCCACAAUCGACAGGUAAUCAUCUCACAGCUAGCCAUGAAACUUUCUGUUCGUUACAUCUCUAACUUGAUUUCAAUGGAAAUAAGGAAUUUCAGUCAUUCAAAUGAAAAAUCAUAAACCGCAAAAAUCGUCAGUAUGACAGUGAACACAGCCCCCAUCUUUGUGGAGACAUCAGCAUGCCAUGCCUUAAUAAAUUUGCAUAUUUCAUAUAUAUAUAUAUAUAUCCGGACUAUUUUUAGUGAAAUCGCAUGUGGGAUAUUCACGACAGCAUAGUUUUCAAUUGGGUCGUUUAUUUAUUAUUCUUUGGUUGUGCUAGUAAUCUUUUAAACUGAUUUGAAAUAAAUCUGUGGAAUGUUGGCGACAGAUAUACCCACCGAUUAAUGUUCUCCCAUCCUUGUCACGGUUGAUGAAGGUGAGUUAGCUCUGUUGUGCUUUGUUCUUGGCCAGUUUGGUGAUGUUAAACAAGUCGGAUGAUGAUUAUGGUAUAAUUGUAGAGUGCCAUCGGUGACGGGAUGACUCGACGUGACCAUGCUGAUGUAUCCAACCAGGUCUGCUGCUCGAUCCACAGAAUGAACCUCUGCUCCUGAGAAAAGAAAAAGAACUUGUCCGUGAUUAUCUUUGGUUGUUACUGAUUCCAUCUGUCCUUUCAGUUGUAUGCUAAUUAUGCUAUUGGAAAGGACGUCCAGGCAAUGAAAGCUGUUGUUGGAGAAGAAGCGCUCUCCUCCGAGGACCUGGUCUCUUUCUCUCUUUUUCCCUAUACCAACCCAUGAAUUUAUCUAUCUAUUAAUCUCUCUUGUAAUUUAUGUAUCUUUCUUCAUCUCUCCUUCCAUCUAUUUGUUCAUCUUGUCUCUUCUUAGCUUUGCCCAUUUCUCUCUGCCUACUCCCUCUGUUACUGUCUCUUUAAAGCUAUAUGCCUCUCUAUCUCGAUCUUUCCCUCUCUCUCUCUCUCGCUUGGCGAUCUCAUCUUUUUGCCACUAAUGGCCGCCAUCCAUCUUCAUUGAACCUAUGCUCAUCUCUCUCUAUCUACUCCCUCUGUCGCUGUCUGUUUACAGCUAUAUGCUUCUCUAUCUCUAUCUUGGCCUCUCUCUCUCCUUAACUCUCUCUCGCCCAUCUCAUAUUUUUGCCACUAAUGGGCGCCGCCCAUCUUCAUUGAACCUAUGCAGCUCUACCUGGAGUUCCUAGACAAGUUUGAAAGGAAGUUUGUCUCUCAGGGGGCCUACGACACCCGCAACAUCUUCCAGUCCCUCGACCUGGCCUGGUCACUGCUUCGGAUCUUCCCCCGCGAGCUCCUCCACCGGAUCCCCGCCAAGACACUCGACCACUUCUACAGCCGAGAAGCCACCGCUGCCCACUGA
This is a messenger RNA of Spirodela intermedia, 7809 nucleotides long. NCBI's taxonomy places the organism in Eukaryota, Viridiplantae, Streptophyta, Magnoliopsida, Alismatales, Araceae. The record is from the annotation of a GenBank genome assembly.